UUGACUACCGUUCCAAGCAGAUCGGAACGGGCUACAACCGUCCGUUGGAUGUUAGGAUACAGCGAGGAAUAUGGGAAUUUUUGGUUCGCUACUGCUGAGUGAUGGUUGGAAAAAUAAACGGAAAUUAGCGACCGAACAGGAUAUUUAGCAGACCGUGCUAUUCGUGUGAUACUCGGGGCCGUAAAGUUUUGUGAUUGAGGAAAUUACAUUUGGUGAAACAAACCUUUGUCAGUGCCAUUAGCGGAGAAACAAUGAGGAAAUUAAGUAAUUGUUGACAUAAUAAAGUGCAGACCGGACAAUAGUUAUAAUGGUGCACCACGUGCAUCGUUGGAUCCUUGUUUCGUUUCAGUGUGCGGAGUUUGUUUGUCCGGCGCCGGAUAUUGGUGAUACCUGUGAAAUGGUUGCAAUGAGGAAGAGUGAACUGCAAUUAAGUAGAAAGUAAACAGUUUGUAAAUUUUUCUGAAGCCUAGUUCUUCCACGUGUGCGGUGAUAGCAAGCGAAAGGAUCAAUCAUCUGAGAACGAUGAAGCGAGUUAUUUCAGUAACGUAGGCUAGUUUGAAAGUGUCGGUAUAAACGCCUCAGAACAACCUACUGGCAUCGCCGGUCUAAUUGACGCUAGAAGUUAGUGAUUACGGACGAAGUGACCGCCCACCAACGCCGUCUGUAAACAGCAGUACACCCAACCACUGAUAGCCCCUUAAUUGGCCUGCCACAAUCGUACACACACGUUCGCGCAUAUAUCAUUUCGCUUCCAGCCUGACUAGCUUCACAAUACACACCUAUUCCUGGCCCCCGCGAUGACCAACGUAAAUAGUUCCGUCGCAACGACGACGACGGCUUCCAUCACGAUUAAUUACACCGGUUCAUUCACGAGCUUGUACCGGGAGAUUUACGUCAAUCUGCAGAUCGUUAAUGGGGAUCUGCUUAAUUUUAGCGAGCGGCUUGUGAUAGAUACCAUCGGGAACGGUUCCUCCGUGGGACCGUCAUCGGUAUCGGAUAGUAGUGGCAACGGCAGCAACAGUGUUGGAACUACUACCAAAGAAUGCACACGGAUUUGUCUGUCCUGGGAGAAGAUGCUGCUGCUGGUGAUGUUCUGCACGCUGAUCGUUAUCACCGUGAUUGGGAACACACUAGUCAUUCUGUCGGUGGCCACAACCAGGCGAUUGCGAACCGUAACCAACUGCUUCGUGAUGAGUCUCGCCGUGGCUGAUUGGCUGGUUGGAAUAUUUGUUAUGCCGCCGGCGGUGAUACUGUUUGUCGUGGACAAAUGGCAGCUCGGUUGGAUACUCUGUGAUAUCUGGAUUUCGCUGGACGUCCUUCUGUGUACUGCAUCCAUCCUGAGCCUGUGCGCCAUCAGUGUUGAUAGAUAUCUGGCGGUCACGCAGCCUCUCACGUACUCGAAGCGGAGGCGUUCCAAGCGGUUGGCAUUGCUAAUGAUCUUCGUUGUCUGGCUGGUGGCACUGGCCAUUACGUGUCCCCCCAUUCUAGGGUGGUACGACCAGGACCGGAAGCGCAACGAGUGCCAGUACAACCAAAACAAAGGCUAUGUCGUCUUCUCGGCGAUGGGUUCGUUCUUCAUCCCGAUGAGCGUGAUGCUGUACGUGUACUCCAAAAUUUGCUGGGUGCUUACCUCCCGCCAGCACCGGAUGACUACAACCGAGGCUACGGAAAAGGGCUGCGAUGUGGAUGCCGACAAUUACUCGUCCGAGAUAGACACCAGCCCGAAACUGGGAGGAUAUGUUGUUCGAACCAAUUCAUCCCCCUACACCCAAUCGCACCAAACGCUGUAUGAGUUUCUCAGUUCUGCACGGACCACUCCAAGCACAGGUCGGCCACAAUUAGCUAGCACUAGAGGUGCAACCGGGCCAGGUUCUGCUUCGGCCGCAAGCACCACCACUAGCGGAACCACCAAGUACGGCAACAACUACGAGAUGCGCCCAAUCAACUCGGUACAGUUCUGUGCCAGCCAAAUUUCACUAGCGGAAUCAAGCGUAUCGAACGUGACCGUCAGUAAUGCCACCAAGAUCAGACUAACCGGUAAACGCAUCCCCAUCCGGAUAUCGUCCCUGAAGCGCGAAACCAAAACAGCCCAAACGCUUAGCAUCGUGAUGGGGGGUUUCAUCGCCUGCUGGUUACCGUUUUUCAUUUACUAUCUGCUGAUGCCGUUCCUGCCCGAACAGUCCCAGCGAAAGGACCUGAUGGCAUUCCUGACCUGGCUGGGGUGGAUGAACAGUGCCAUCAAUCCGUUCAUUUACGCUUUCUACAAUGCGGACUUCCGAAUCGCGUUCUGGCGGCUGACGAUUAGAAAGUUUUACAAAAAUAAGCACAAUCUAGCAUUUUUCAGACCUUAG
Topomyia yanbarensis is the source of this 2351-nucleotide messenger RNA. It is a transcript of the gene TyrRII, whose product is annotated as 5-hydroxytryptamine receptor 1A. The transcript has 6 exons. Gene Ontology annotation, molecular function: G protein-coupled receptor activity. Gene Ontology annotation, cellular component: membrane. The record is from RefSeq and is a predicted model, not a curated record. NCBI's taxonomy places the organism in Eukaryota, Metazoa, Arthropoda, Insecta, Diptera, Culicidae. Gene Ontology annotation, biological process: adenylate cyclase-activating adrenergic receptor signaling pathway. Bases 798 to 2351 code for a protein of 517 amino acids.